Brachypodium distachyon (stiff brome) is the source of this 2298-nucleotide messenger RNA. RefSeq names its product protein NRT1/ PTR FAMILY 4.4. Gene Ontology annotation, cellular component: membrane. The transcript is spliced from 5 exons. Gene Ontology annotation, molecular function: transmembrane transporter activity. NCBI's taxonomy places the organism in Eukaryota, Viridiplantae, Streptophyta, Magnoliopsida, Poales, Poaceae. Bases 201 to 2069 code for a protein of 622 amino acids. Gene Ontology annotation, biological process: transmembrane transport. The record is from RefSeq and is a predicted model, not a curated record.
CCCCUUGGCCCUGGCCCUUAUAAAUAACCCAGCCAAGUUGACUAGAAUUUACCAAGGCACACACUCUCAGUAGGUGAGCACAACACACUCUCAGCUGGAGCUUGACAGUGAGUGUGCUCUAGCUAGCUACUGAGAGACCACCUAAUAGAACAGAGUAGAGAAAGAAUUGAACCAGGAUUGGUUCUUGGAAGGAGAAAUCAAUGGACGUUGAGUCGUCGAGGCAUCAAGGUCCCAAGGGGGACUCCAACUGCAUGGCUGCCGUGGCCUCGCAGGAGGUGUUCGUGGACUGGAGGGGCAGGCCUUGCGAGCCUCACAAGCAUGGAGGCAUGAAAGCCGCCGUCUUUGUCCUAGGGAUCCAGGCGUUGGAGAUCAUGGCGAUCGCGGCGGUGGGGAACAACCUGAUCACGUACGUGUUCAACGAGAUGCACUUCCCGCUGCCCAAGGCGGCCAACAUCGUCACCAACUUCAUCGGCACCAUCUUCCUCCUCUCCCUCCUCGGCGGCUUCCUCUCCGACUCCUACCUCGGCAGCUUCUGGACCAUGCUCAUCUUCGGCUUCGUCGAGCUCUCCGGGUUCAUACUGCUGGCGGUGCAGGCGCACCUGCCGCAGCUGCGGCCGCCGCCGUGCGCCAUGACCGCCACCGCCGGGGCAGGGGAACAGUGCGAGGAGGUGGGCGGGGCGAAGGCGGGCAUCUUCUUCGCGGCGCUGUACCUGGUGGCGCUGGGCAGCGGCUGCCUCAAGCCCAACAUCAUCGCGCACGGCGCCGACCAGUUCCGCGGUCAUGGCGGCGGCGGCAAUGGCGGGGAUGGCGACGAUAAGAGGCUGUCGAGAUACUUCAACGCGGCAUACUUCAGCUUCUGCGUGGGGGAGAUGGUGGCGCUGACGCUGCUGGUGUGGGUGCAGACGCGGGUCGGGAUGGACGUCGGGUUCGGGGUCUCGGCGGCCGCCAUGGCGCUCGGCCUCGUCUUCCUCGUCUCCGGCGCCUCCUUCUACCGGAACAAGCCGCCCCAGGGCAGCAUCUGCACCCCAAUCGCCAAGGUCUUUGUCGCCGCGGUGACCAAAAGGAAGCAAGUGUGCCCGUCAGCCGGUGUCGGUGCCCACGAGAUCGCUCGGAGCAGCACUAACAUCCGCCGCAUCAACAAGUUCAGGUUCUUGGACAAGGCGUCGGCGAAAGCCCAGGACGGCGUGGCCACAACCAAGGAGGAGACUAGCUUGGCGGCGGGGUGGGGGCAGCAGCAGUACAUGGAGUGCACGGCGGCGGAGGUGGAGCAGGUGAAGGUGCUCCUGUGCGUGGUGCCAAUCUUCGCGUGCACCAUCGUCUUCAACACCGUCCUGGCCCAGCUGCAGACCUUCUCCGUCCAGCAAGGGUCCGCCAUGGACACCCGCCUCUUCAGCUCCUCCUUCCGGAUUCCCCCGGCUUCUCUCCAGGCCAUCCCUUACCUGACGCUCGUGGGCCUCGUCCCGGCCUACGAGGCCUUCUUCGUCCCCGCGGCCCGCAAGCUCACGGGCCUGAGCACCGGGAUCAGCCCGCUCCAGCGGAUCGGGGUGGGCCUCUUCGCCGCCUCCUUCUCCAUGGUCGCCGCCGCGCUCGUCGAGGCCCGCCGCCGCCAUUGCCAGGAUCGGAUCUCCAUCUUGUGGAUUGCGCCGCAGUUUUUGAUCUUCGGGGUGUCGGAGAUGUUCACGGCGGUGGGGCUCAUCGAGUUCUUCUACAAGCAGUCCAUGGCGGGGAAGGGGAUGCAGGCGUUCCUGACGUCCAUGACUUACUGCUCCUACUCCUUUGGGUUUUAUCUCAGCUCCGUGCUCGUCUCCCUCGUCAACAGGGUCACGAGCUCCGGGAUUAAUGGCAAUGGAGGAUGGCUGGGGAACAACGAUCUGGAUAAAGACAGGCUCGAUCUCUUCUACUGGCUGCUCGCUGGGCUUAGCUUGCUCAACUUCUUCAAUUUUCUCUUUUGGUCGAGGUGGUACUCCAGGAGCGUCGAGACGGUGCAGGUUGCCGGAGUUGGUUCAUCCGGUGAUGAUGUUGCCGGUCAGGGUCAGGUGGAGAAUGAGAAGAGUUCUGCUGCAUGCUGACUGCUGAGGUUGAGGUUAAUUAGCGUGCAUGCAUAUUACGUGUCUGAUAAGUGGGGGCCCUGCAAGAUCAAGUAGUGGAUUAAUCAAUUAACCUUAACUAGUCUUUAACAUGUUUGUUAGUACAUAUGUGUUCCUAUGUAUCCUAUGGUUUUGCUUUGUAUGGAAGAUGUGUAUGCAGUGUUGUACAAAAAUUAAUUAUCGCAACAUGAAGUUAAAUUAUCGAAUGGAA